GCUCUCCUGCCCACCUCUAAUCCAUGCCUCACUCAUCUCGGUCCCUCCUGCUUUUCUUUCACCGCUGGUUUCACUGAACACAUCAGACAACGAGUUAAAAAUGUCCUGGACGUUUGCAACGCUCCUGACUCUCCUUGCAGUGCUGCUUGCAUUGAACUUGUCUCCCGAGGCUGAAUCUGCAGCUGUGGGCAGCAACACAGGAAGUGUAAAAAGUCCAGCAGGUCCGCUGAGGGGGAUCUUCAUGAAAGAAACCGAUGCCUCCAGUUUCUUCAGAAAACGCAGCAAACGGGGCAUAAAAUCCCAGCAUGAGAUCAACGCUGAGCAAAUGCAAGUUUUGGCUGCAGACGAGCGAAGGAGGGAGUUUCAUGAGGACAAGAGGAGUAAAUUUGAGAGCUACGCUGAGGAGGAUAAUGAUGAGCAAAAUGAGAGAACAAGAGAGAGCACCGAGCAGUGGAGGGAGUUCCACCAUGAUGGGAUGAGUCCGCCCUAUGAGUACAACCGUCACACUGUCUGAGAACCGAACAGGAAGAGACCUCAACAGCUGCCAAACCUGGAGAAAUAAAGCUUCAGUAAAUAUGCUUUGCUCUCCUGAAAACAUGAAUUGUAUUAGUCUGAGGAUAUGAAACAAACGUCUUCUCCAGUUUUAAAUGCAGUUUUCCUUUUACAGUUUAAUUAUAUUCAUGUAAGGAUUGAUCAAACCAGAUCGGACCAUUAAUAUAGAUAUUUGUAUUAUCAAAUAUGUUAGAUAUUAAUCAGAUUGUUUAAUAAUGCCAGAAAGUAUUCAAAAGAGUAAAACCCAAAUUAAUUUGAAUUAAUAGUAUUUUUAACUGUGUUCAAAUUUGAUCUAUGACAGUAAAAUAAACCUAUCCAUAAAUAUCUUAUCAUUUAUUUAUCAUGGUAUUGGACUCUAAACCAUGACACUACCACCUUCAUGCCUCCAGAUGACAUUUUAGGCAUCUUAUUAGCAUGAAUCAAGUGUUUUACACAAAUGAUUGCAUAGUAUAAUAUACAAACAGGAUUAUGUUAUUUUUCUCAGCUAAUGGCAGGGGUUAAAGGUAUAUUGGAGGAUUUUUGCAAUAUUUUUAAAAGACCCGCCCUCUCCUCUUUAAAAAAAAAUGCACAUGCACAACCCUGUACAUGCUCCUGAGAGGAACCGUCUAUUAAACGCGUGCGAGAGCGUGCACUAGCCCGUUUCUCCUCGUGCACCCCCUGUUGAAAAGGACCAGUUGAUGAUCCAGCCGGAUAAAGAACAUCCUCAACUAUUCCUUUAAUACUCCGUACUCUGUAGCAUAGUUUACAUUAAACGUAAAGCUGAAAGUUAUUCUAAACUAGCAAAUCGUGCCUCUGUUGCCUCAGUUCUCUUUUUUAGCACAUAGUUUAAGCUUUUACUUUAUUGUAUGAAUGCGUCAUAUCUGUUAAAAAGCUCCACUGUAUUUGCCUUUCAGUUGUGUGCAAAUUGUAGCUUACUUUCCUUUAAAGAGCAUAAAACACAGCGGAUAUUAGAAAACACAUUGCUGUUAAAAUGGUAGGAUUUUUUCAUAUUAAAACGAGAGCUUUAAAAUCAUUUCAGAGCUUUUUCCAUCUGUUGGAAAAAUAAAUAAAGAUUAAAUACUGUGGUUGUUGAGGGGGCAGUAGAUGAGUGGAUUAAUAUCUUUUUUUUUUUUUGUAUUUUAUAU
This is a messenger RNA of Cyprinodon variegatus (sheepshead minnow), 1676 nucleotides long. RefSeq names its product unique cartilage matrix-associated protein-like (gene ucmab). NCBI's taxonomy places the organism in Eukaryota, Metazoa, Chordata, Actinopteri, Cyprinodontiformes, Cyprinodontidae. Gene Ontology annotation, cellular component: extracellular matrix. The record is from RefSeq and is a predicted model, not a curated record. Bases 101 to 514 code for a protein of 137 amino acids. The transcript has 5 exons. Gene Ontology annotation, biological process: embryonic skeletal system development; regulation of osteoblast differentiation.